CAAACUAACAAGUAUUCACCUAGUAAUAUUAUUUCUAUUGAUCCAGUGCAAACAUGAGCGUAAUUGAGCCCUGCAUCGAAUUUCUCGGCGAGGUCACCACCACAAUGGAGGUGGUAAAGGAGAAGUUUGAGCGCUACGCCGGCAAACCUUUUGGCAUCGUCGCCGAAUCGCAAUGCGCCGGUCGCGGGACGACCGGGCGCAAGUGGCUUUCCCCGAAAGGCAACCUUUACUUCAGCUUUUGCAUUCCACAGAACGAUCCAAAAUACAUCAGCAGGGAUUUAGUACCUGUGCUGCCUAUGCUCUGCGGUAUGGCGGCCCGCAAGGCAAUCUUGGAGCUUCUGCCCGGCCUUCCGGUGGAUCGGCUCGGGGUGAAGUGGCCAAACGACAUCAUUUACGAUCACAAAAAAAUCGGUGGGGCUUUGAUCGAGAGCGCCGGUAAUUACCACGUCAUCGGGAUCGGCAUUAAUGUGGAGAUCACCCCCACGGUUUUUGAUUCAGGCCGCGAGGCGACCUCCCUGAAGCGCUUGGCUGAGGAUUUUAACCUUCAGCUGCCUACGCUGCCGGAGCUUGCGCAAAAGAUUUGGGUGCACCUGUUCAAACUCAGCGUCGAUUCGUCGAUGACGCGGCAAAAGGUGACGUUGGAAUUCGACAAAGUUAUGGAUCGAACUCUAAAGCUCCACAAGCGUCUACCCGGUGGGCGAGACGAGGAGGAGCUGACGGCAGUCUCUCUCAAUGAAUGGGGCCAUCUCAAAGUUCGGCAUAUCGAUGGAACCGAGGAGGAACUUUGCGCGGAUUAUUUAUUUUAAUUUUCUAAUUUAUAGCGAAAGGUGUGGAAUGAUCAAAUUGACGUUUGCCCUAUUUGUUUCUUAUUUUAAAACACAUUCUUUGACAUGUGCAAGAAGUGAAAAUAAAGUAUCCUCGAAAAGGGAUUAAAUUACCUGAUUUAUAUCUGUUAAAAAGUGAAGGAGGACAAAGUCAACAAUGAAUUCAUUUUUUUGGGGGUUAAUUCAUGUUAAAUUUAUACACAUAUUUAUAAACCACAAUCAUCUUUUUUCAAUGUUUUUACGCCCAAUAUCAUUUUAAUCUAUCUACUUGCUGUUAGCACAUAGCUUCUUUUUAUGAUCAUGCUUU
Phytomonas sp. Hart1 is the source of this 1131-nucleotide messenger RNA. The record is from the annotation of a GenBank genome assembly. Lineage: Eukaryota; Euglenozoa; Kinetoplastea; Trypanosomatida; Trypanosomatidae.